Molecule: messenger RNA, 870 nt
Organism: Volvox carteri f. nagariensis
Lineage: Eukaryota; Viridiplantae; Chlorophyta; Chlorophyceae; Chlamydomonadales; Volvocaceae
Exons: 6
Coding region: 1-870 (289 amino acids)
Source: RefSeq, a predicted model, not a curated record
AUGCCACCACCGCGCGCCGCGGUCACCCACAGCGCAGCGCAGCUGCUACUCUCGGCGUUCGUUUCCCCCGUCUGUUUCAACCAGGUCUGCCAGCAGGACGCCGACCGCGCCUUCCUGUUGGCAGUGGCGGUGCCGCUGCUGGCGGCGGCAGCGGUGGUGUCGUACUUGAUGCGCUCCCCGCCGGCGGAACUUACGGACAGCGGCCGCGUGUUUGAGGACCCCAGUACGGGGACGCGCUUCGAGGCACCUGAGGGUGUGGUUCCGGAGCGAGAUAAGAAUGGCGAGUUGGCUUUCCGCCCCAUCAGCUACACCCCCUGGCCGGUGGAUGAGGGAGUGGAGGGGGAGCGGGUGCGCCUCGCGGUGGGGCCCGUGGGUUCCAGACAGCUCAGGACAUAUGUCUUCGCCCGUGUUCUGCCAGUCCCGUCCGACAUCCUCACCGUCACGUUGCCGCGGCCGUUGGGUGUCGUACUGGAGUACGAGGAACGGUUUCGGAGGGCGACUGUCGUAGACCUGAUUGAGGGCACCUACGCCGACCAAAGGCGGAAGAAAGCCGCGCUCAAUUCCGAUCUCGUCAAGGAUGCCGUACUUCCCGGGGACGUACUGCGCGCCGUGACGGCGACCAACUUUGUGUACCCCACCCGGGCGCUGUUCGGGGCAGCUCCGCCGGAACGGCACAUUCAUUAUUGUCUCCGAUUGUUUUUAAUUACUCAGGUUGUGUACGGCGCUGACAAGCAGAGCUGGUCGUCCAUCUGUGGCGCACUGAAGCGGGGCGAGGCCAGGGAUGGUGACGUCACUCUGGUUCUGGAGCGCCGCCGACCCCGACCCCCGAAGGAGCCUAGAGACGGUUCGGCGCUGGACAUAUUCGCAUGA